AUGCCUAUCACCGCCGGCGACGCCGCACCUGGUGCCGCCAUGAAGGCUGAGAUCACCGACUACGCCAAGGCCUUAGAGGUUGUGAAGACCUACACCACCGCCGAUGGUCUUGAUGCUGAUACCCUGCUUGACUCUGACAAGCACGGUGCAUUGACCUACAAUGAUUUCCUGAUCCUGCCCGGUUACAUCGGCUUCCCCGCUUCCGAUGUCUCAUUGGAUACCCCUGUUACCAAGCGUAUCUCCCUGAAGACCCCUCUUCUGUCCUCGCCCAUGGACACUGUCACCGAGCACAACAUGGCUAUCCACAUGGCUCUGCUCGGUGGUCUCGGUGUUAUCCACCACAACUGCUCUCCCGAGGACCAGGCGGAGAUGGUCCGUAAGGUUAAGAGAUACGAGAACGGUUUCAUUCUCGACCCCGUUGUCAUCUCUCCCAAGGCCACCGUUGGUGAGGUCAAGGAGCUGAAGGCCAAGUGGGGCUUCGGUGGCUUCCCUGUCACUGAGAACGGGACCCUUAAGUCCAAGCUCGUUGGAAUGGUUACCUCCCGUGACAUCCAGUUCCACACUGAUCUCAACGAGCCCGUGACUGCCGUUAUGGCCACGGAUCUUGUUACUGCCCCUGCCGGCACCACCCUGACCGAGGCCAACCAGGUUCUCCGUCAGUCCAAGAAGGGAAAGCUCCCCAUUGUCGAUGCCAACGGCAACAUCGUCUCUCUGCUUUCCCGCUCUGAUCUGAUGAAGAACCUCCACUACCCCCUUGCCUCCAAGCUCCCCGACUCCAAGCAGCUGAUCUGUGCCGCUGCUAUUGGUACUCGCGAGGAGGACAAGAAGCGCCUCCAGCUUCUUGUUGAGGCUGGUUUGGACAUUGUUAUUCUGGACUCCAGCCAGGGUAACUCUAUGUACCAGAUCGAGAUGAUCAAAUACAUCAAGAAGAACAUGCCCGAGAUUGACGUUAUCGGUGGUAACGUCGUCACUCGUGAGCAGGCUGCUGCUUUGAUUGCCGCCGGUGUCGAUGGCCUGAGAAUUGGCAUGGGCAGCGGUAGUGCCUGUAUCACCCAGGAGGUUAUGGCUGUCGGUCGUCCCCAGGCUGCUUCCGUGCGCAGCGUUGCAUCCUUUGCCGCUCGCUUCGGUGUUCCCUGUAUCGCCGAUGGUGGUAUCCAGAACGUUGGCCACAUCGUCAAGGGUCUGGCCAUGGGUGCUUGCACUAUCAUGAUGGGCGGUCUCCUUGCCGGUACCACCGAGUCUCCCGGUGAGUACUUCGUCAGCAACGAGGGCCAGCUCGUCAAGGCCUACCGUGGCAUGGGCAGUAUCGCCGCCAUGGAGGAUAAGAAGGCCGGUGGUGACGGAAAGGACAGCAAGGCCAGCAACGCUGGUACUGCUCGCUACUUCUCCGAGAAGGACCGCGUCCUUGUUGCCCAGGGUGUUGCUGGCUCCGUCCUUGACCGCGGAUCCGUCACCAAGUUUGUUCCUUACCUCGUUGCCGGUGUCCAGCACUCCCUGCAGGACAUUGGUGUCAAGAGCCUGACUGAUCUGCACGACGGUGUCAACAAGGGCACCGUGCGUUUCGAGAUGAGAAGUGCCAGCGCUAUGACCGAGGGUAACGUCCACGGUCUCCACAGCUACGACAAGAAGCUUUACUCGUAA
Molecule: messenger RNA, 1641 nt
Organism: Penicillium mononematosum
Lineage: Eukaryota; Fungi; Ascomycota; Eurotiomycetes; Eurotiales; Aspergillaceae
Product: putative IMP dehydrogenase
Exons: 3
Coding region: 1-1641 (546 amino acids)
Biological process (GO): GTP biosynthetic process
Cellular component (GO): cytoplasm
Molecular function (GO): IMP dehydrogenase activity
Source: RefSeq, a predicted model, not a curated record